Messenger RNA from Paramacrobiotus metropolitanus, 1615 nucleotides. Its product is annotated as phosphatidylinositol transfer protein alpha isoform-like. The transcript is spliced from 9 exons. NCBI's taxonomy places the organism in Eukaryota, Metazoa, Tardigrada, Eutardigrada, Parachela, Macrobiotidae. Gene Ontology annotation, cellular component: cytoplasm. Bases 423 to 1241 code for a protein of 272 amino acids. Gene Ontology annotation, molecular function: phosphatidylinositol binding; phosphatidylcholine binding; phosphatidylcholine intramembrane carrier activity. Gene Ontology annotation, biological process: phospholipid transport. The record is from RefSeq and is a predicted model, not a curated record.
UUGUCAUUGCGCCUGCUUGCAAAAUAAUUCCACCGUUGAACCGACUUUGUUGGGUGCUACUUUUCUAGCUUUUAUAAUCACUUGCAUUACUUAGUACUGUAUAGCACAAACUGCCAACUGAGACUCAGGGACUCCAUCUUCCUGCGUAUUACUGGGCGAAGAGGUCAAUUUUCAUGUAGGUGAUUAUCGAGCGGUUUGCGCAAACGGGACCGGAACUGGCAGACCCGUUACAUUCCAGUCUUUAUUUGUUGUUUAUAUAGACUACCAGCAGUAGCGUGAACCACAUUAGUCUGACUUCUGCGCUUCCUGCGGCUGCGGCGGGGUGGAUUGAUUAGUGGUUAAUUCCAGAUAAUUUUAUCGUUUCGUUUGUAUUUUGGAUUUCUUUUUUUAUUUUUGACUGUGGGCUGUGGAGUUCCAGCAAAAUGAUAAUCAAAGAAUAUCGUAUCAUUUUGCCUAUGACGGUGGAAGAGUAUCAGGUUGCCCAACUUUAUUCGGUAGCUGAGGCCUCCAAAAAUGAAACUGGCGGUGGGGAAGGGAUCGAAAUUCUCAAAAACGAGCCGUACGACAAUUUUCAGCUCUUGGAGGGACAGCCGACGCACGGUCAAUAUACUCACAAAGUUUAUUACCUUCAGAGCAAAGUGCCGGCAUGGGUUCGUGCGUUAGCGCCGAAGGGAUCGUUGGAGUUUCACGAAAAAGCCUGGAAUGCGUAUCCUUACUGUCGCACGGAAUUUUCCAACCCAGAGUAUAUGAAAGAAAACUUCUAUUUGACGCUGGAGUCUCUUCACGUGGCUGAUCGAGGCGAUUCGGACAAUGUCCACAAAUUAUCCCCUGAAAAAUUGAAAAAACGGGAGGUGAUUAUUAUUGAUAUCGCGAACGACCCGGUGGAUGCAAAGGAAUAUAAACCGGAAUUCGACCCACGAAAGUUCCAUUCCGAAAAGGCUGACCGUGGACCUCUUGGCGGUAACUGGAGGCAACACGUUAAGCCGGUGAUGUGCUGCUAUAAGCUGGUGACGAUUGAAUUUAAAUGGUUCGGUCUGCAGAAUAAAGUGGAAUCCUGGGCGCACAAGGCUGAGCGAAAACUGUUUCUCAACUUCCAUCGCCAGGUGUUUUGUUGGAUGGAUCAGUGGUAUGGACUGACGAUGGACGACAUCCGGCGCAUUGAGGACGAAACCAAAGCAGAUCUUGACCGACAGCGCCAUGAGGGUGAAGUGCGAACUCAGUAUGCAGCCGGGGAUGAGUGAAGGGUGGGAAAACUGGGAUAUAUGUACGUCGGUUUUGUUUCUUGUGUAUCGGAUUUUGUCGGUGAGCAUUUGGCAGUCAGUCCUUUGCGUUCCUGGGCGCAUGAUGAAAGUGUUUAAUAUAUGAUGAUCGGCAGUGCAUUGGCGUAAAGAUAAUAUGUUAAUGCGGUGCUGUUUUCAUGUUGUCGGUUGUUUAUUUUGACUCCCAAAAGUCGUUCUGAGUUUAAUCGUUUUUUGGUUUGUUUUAUUGCUUUACCGUGUUCUGAAUGUUUUCGUAAUAUGACGAAGCUUUCUUGUCAAGUGGGCGCUCGAAAUGUACGAUGUAUGUGGCGUUUUGAAUGGUGAUAUCGCGGCAUAUUAAACUCACUAUGCUCAUA